Molecule: messenger RNA, 2598 nt
Organism: Trichophyton rubrum CBS 118892
Lineage: Eukaryota; Fungi; Ascomycota; Eurotiomycetes; Onygenales; Arthrodermataceae
Exons: 3
Coding region: 781-1677 (298 amino acids)
Biological process (GO): cytoskeleton-dependent cytokinesis
Cellular component (GO): septin complex; cytosol; microtubule cytoskeleton
Molecular function (GO): GTP binding; GTPase activity; molecular adaptor activity
Source: RefSeq, a predicted model, not a curated record
GGCGGAAAAGGGGCAAGGAAAAAAAAAAAAGAAAAUUACCAAAAUUACAGACGCCCGUAAUUCGUGGUAGUGGUGCACAGGCGACGUAUGGAGAUUACGCACAGGGGCUGUAUUGAUAGCGUAUGAAGACUCUUUUAUGGCCAAUAAAAAAGUGCGAUACUAGGCAAAGUUACAGUAUACCCGCAAACGAUGCACUUGCCGAUACGGUGGGUGACGGUACGGUAACUCCACGUGAUUCAACCCCCUAAAGCUGCCCUUGGCCGCAGUUUGUUAAUUUACCUCUUUUACUCCUGCCUCAACGCCCAAGAAAGACACUCGCUUCUCCCCCUGCUGAACGACGAGACCAACAUCCAGCGCUGUCUCUUGCGUCCGCAUCUUUCUCCUGCGCUGGUGACUGUCUGCCUGCUGCUCGACCUCUUCAGUUCAGCUCCCGGAUUCCUUCUUUUGCUUCUUCAGGCCACCAAGGGACAAACUUCCUAUCAAUAUCUCAAACCCCCGAGUCCAUCACCAUGUCAGCCCCAAACAACGUACGUGCCCUCUUUCUCCACGGUAUCCUUGCGCUGAGUCCGGUCCAUACGGGCCUCUUAUGCAUGUAUACUGGACCCUCUAUGGCUGAAAGAGUGAGAUAUUUACUGACCCGGCGGGCAAAUAGAUCAGAAUCCGUAAGAAGAAGAAUGUCAAGAAGGGCAUUCAAUUUAGUUUGAUGGUCUGUGGUGCGAGCGGAACUGGUACGUCUCGUCAUCACCCUUGAUUAUAAUCGCCGUUAUGUGCUCUUAGCUGAUGCCAAUGGCUACAGGCCGCACCACCUUCGUCAAUACUCUAUGUGGCAAACAGGUCCUUCAGGGGAAAGACGCCGAUGACGCCCAGACCGCUCACCUUGAGGAGGGCGUUCGCAUAAAACCAGUUACUGUUGAGCUAGAACUCGACGAGGAGGGUACUCGCAUUUCUCUCACCAUUGUCGACACCCCCGGAUUCGGUGACCAGAUCAACAACGAAGAGAGCUUUUCUGAAAUUGUUGGAUACCUCGAACGCCAGUAUGACGACAUUUUGGCCGAGGAGUCAAGAAUCAAGCGUAACCCUAGAUUCCGUGACAACCGUGUCCACGCCUUGCUCUACUUCAUCACACCAACUGGCCACGGUCUCCGAGAGCUUGACAUUGAGCUCAUGAAGCGCCUCUCCCCGCGUGUCAACGUCAUCCCCGUCAUUGGCAAGGCCGACUCUUUCACACCGGCUGAGCUUGCGGAGUCAAAGAAGCUUAUCAUGGAGGAUAUCGAACAUUACCGUAUCCCCGUCUACAACUUCCCAUACGAUAUUGAAGAAGAUGACGAAGACACCGUGCAAGAGAACGAGGAAUACCGAUCACUGAUGCCCUUCGCCAUCGUUGGUUCCGAGGACGUUCUUGAGAUCGGUGGUCGUAAGGUACGGGCCAGACAGUACCCUUGGGGUGUUGUAGAGGUCGAGAACCAGCGCCACUCCGACUUCCUGGCUGUCCGCAGUGCUCUCCUCCACAGUCAUUUGGCCGAUCUCAAGGAAAUCACCCAUGACUUCCUGUACGAAAAUUACCGUACCGAGAAGCUCAGCAAGAGCGUUGAAGGAGGUGCUUCUGCGUAUGUUUUCACACUUUCCUCAAUAUACUUUACUGGUUGCUGCUUGGCCAUUAUGUUAACGACAUUUUAGUUCUCACGACUCUACUAUGAACCCUGAAGACUUGGCUUCCCAGUCUGUCCGCCUCAAGGAAGAACAGCUCCGCCGAGAAGAGGAGAAGCUGCGUGAAAUCGAGCUCAAGGUGCAGCGUGAGAUUAACGAGAAACGACAAGAGCUUCUGGCCCGUGAGAGCCAGCUGAGAGAAAUCGAAGCCCGCAUGCAGCGUGAACAAGCUGCCCAACAGAGCCAGGAUCCUAACGGAGACGCGGCAUAAGCAAAACUUCCUGCCAAGAUAUGAAGCUAAGCAGCUAAGAGGGAGUUAAAUAGCUAAUACUUGCGCCGUUUGAUACUGCGGUUAGGACCUUUUUCUUUUUUUGAUAUUCGGAACGGAGGUCGCACACUCUCAUACACAGAGUGCGUAAAAGGAGGAAUGAUCCCAAGUCGCGCAUGCUGAGGGGAUAUAAAAGAAUAAUGGGAAGUAAAUGUCAUGCUUGGAGAGGGAGACUCGCGUUUUUACACCAACCAUUAGAGUGCACAUUUCCCUAUUACUGUCACUCGUUUUUCUACAUGCCUUCUUUGUUUUAUCCUCAUGUAUACCUCAAAUCUCAACCAACCUCCACUCCCUAGCUUUCCCUUUUCCUUUUUUCUCCCCCCGACACCCUUUCGCUUCUCUCCUUGUGUUCCUAUCUGUGGUUUCUUACUUACCUUUCCUCGGCUAUUACGUCCCUAUCUUGCUUUGCUUGAACUUCAGCUCUCCAACUUCUGCCAAGUAGGGGGUACCCCCUAUCCAGCCCGGUCAUCCCUUUAUUUUAUCUUAUGCCCUCUAUUCUUUCUCCUGAUGCAACCACCGCCCACCAUUUUUCCAUACCCGGUUACCGCGCGUGUUUUUCUUUGACCUCUUACUAUUUUAAAGAACAAGAAGAGUAGUUUAAUUAAUGGUUAUUUAAUCCUAUG